AUGCCGCCUCCUGCACCGCAUCCAAGAUUCAUAUGGAGCUCAGGAUUCAAGUUGACUGAUACCACUCCCCUCGACAUCGCCUCGAACGCCUUCGUGAAAGCCCUUUCAUCUGAUGAGGUCUCACUCGAGGACCUCAGAUUUGCGUACCGAACGACCAGCCUCGCCUUCGAACGAGAAGGCGCGAGAAGAGGGUUGUCUUUCGGAUCUUCCGCACCUACUCGGAUCUACAUCGAGGCUUUAACCAUGGCGUGGAACGAGAUGAACGUCACUGCCUACCGCGAGAGUCGAUUCAGAGAGUUUUACAGGGAGACAAUCGGGAGAGAGCCCGAUUGGGCGGAAGUCAGGGAUCUCUUCAAGGAUCUCAAAGCGAAAGCGGCUUCCUCAGAUGAAACGCUCAGACGAUCGCUGGUCUUUCUCAAAGACGCCGAGAUCAAGGAGAAUGCGAGGCGGUCGGAGAAGGCAAAGGAAACCGGGGAGGACGCAACGACAACGGCCUUUUGGAUUGCGUUUGAAGAUACCAACCUCGUUUGUUGUCAGUAUGCAGAUACCUUCAUCGAGAUGUUCUACUCGAACAAAACCGAAACAGAUUCAGCCUAUCAGGAGCCUGUAAAAUAA
Molecule: messenger RNA, 615 nt
Organism: Filobasidium floriforme
Lineage: Eukaryota; Fungi; Basidiomycota; Tremellomycetes; Filobasidiales; Filobasidiaceae
Exons: 2
Coding region: 1-615 (204 amino acids)
Source: RefSeq, a predicted model, not a curated record